GUACUCAUUUAGUGCCAGAAGCAGUGGAAGAAUAUGGUCGUCACUUCAGUAAUUGGAAUGGCUUUUGCCGUUUUAUUUAUGCUCGUUAUCGUUGCGCCGUUGUGGCUUUUGUUCUCCCUAAUUCGCCUGGGAGUGAAAUUGGCAGUGGUCAAAUUGCUGCACAAAAACAAGAUGGAAUUAUUGCGCGGUAUGGACGCCGGUUUCGUGUACAGGCAUUUGGAUCGCCCCACGAAUCGUCUCAACUUCUGUUCCUUCGUCAUCAUCGAAGGGCGUCCCGAUCUCGAGGCUGUGCGAGACCGGAUUUCCGCAAAAAUGCUUGACAGCAAAAGCAAAAAGGACGAGACGAGGAGUCGGGCAAAACGAUUGACGCAAUUCGUGAGGAGAUCCAUGGGCUACUUUUUCUGGGACGAAGAGCCCGAUUUCGCCGUCGAAAAGCACGUACGAUUUGCAACUGCCGAGAAGAAAUGCAAACGAUGCGCGGAGGAAUAUCCAGGAACUCUUUGUUUCCAAAACGACCAAGACUUGGGAACUUUCAUCGCUGGCCUGUCAGAGAAGGAUUUCGAGAAAAAUUUCAGCCCCUGGGAAGUCCUGGUCGUGCCAAGGUGUCGAGACGAUCCGGAAACAGAAUUACAGUACGCGAUCGUUUUCCGAAUGCAUCACGUCAUCGCCGACGGUGUCGCUCUCGUGAGGUCGUUCCUUGAUUGUCUCGUCGACGAAGACAUCCGCACUGUCGACAGGAGAUCCUCGGAAGGUGAUUUGCAAUCCACGGUUCCGAGCAUUUCCUUGCCGAAAGGAGACGUUGGUUUUCGCGCUAUGCUGCGGGGUUUCUUCAACAUGCCCGGAAUGGCGAUGCGGAUUUUCACCGGACCAGACAAUAACGCCUUGUUCGGCAAACCACUGACAGGGAAGCGUGUCAUGUGCUGGUCGGACCCGUUACCCUUGACACUGCUGCGCGAGGUUGGAAAAGUCCAGAACCAGAACGUGACGAUCAACGACGUCUACAUGUCCAGCGUGACGGCAGCCCUUUUGAAGCGGACGAAAUACUGCUCUAAACCCGUGAAAAACGGCUUGGAAGUGUGUCUGCCCGUGCCGCCGACGAACGACUUGAAGGUGUCGGCUAUUAUUCCGAUAGGCCUGUACUCUUGCAAUUGCUCGGGAAAGAAGCCGGUGACAGGGAAGAGCCCCGUGUGCAACAAGUGCGACCCGUAUUGGGAAAAUUGCGUCGGGAACCGCUUGACCGUAGUGAGGGUCCAGUUGGACAGUUCUUCCGACACUCCUGCUGCUCGUCUGAGGGCAACUCGGGAGCGUUUCGCGUUGAUGAAGCAGUCUGUGGAUGUUGCUGGCUCCUACGUCCUCGGAACGUAUUUCAUGAACGUUUUUCCGAAUCCGUUCCUCGAGCCAUUGAUUCGGAACGAAACUUCUACUUUGGUGGCGUCCAAUCUCGCUGGCCCUGACAAGUGUUUGCACAUCGCGGGACAGAAGUGCCUCCGUUUUGUGUAUUGGGUCCCGCAAACAGGGGAUGCAGGCAUCGGUGUGUCGAUUCUGAGCUACAACGGACAAGCCACGCUCGCAGUAGCAGCCGACACCGCCAUCCUUCCGGAUUACCAAGAAGCCGAGUCCUUCUUGCGGGACGUGGUGCAUGAGGUGCGAUUGCUGGCAGGUGUUGCCAGGUUCCCGGUGUCCGAAGACGGGUGCGGUAGGAAAUACUCACCCAAGUACGAAGCCUUCAUUCCAACGCAUUUGCCGCAUUCGCACAAAAACGAACGCUGAACGCUGCUUUCCCGUUGCCAGCGGAUUACAAAACCAGGAAUACCUAUUGUCCGUGGUCGUUGUUGUAUGAUUUUAUCGGCGUGCUCUCGUGCUUGAUUUUCGUGUGAGUGAAAAUUCCCCCUCACAAAGAGUUGUUUGUACCAAAAUAUGACAGACAUUUGAAUUGUUCUAAUACUCAUUCAUUUGAAUACGAUGCCCUUGCGGACUUGGUUCCCGAAUGUGCGCAUUUCCACUAGCUCAGGUUGCUCUUUCUGUUCAACACGUGCCGCUAAAAACACAGGAUGUUUUAAAAGUUCAAUAUUAAUACCUUCCAAGGAUCCCAACAACGUUUUCUGACGAACUCGUCACGUUCGGCCGGAUAAACCGCGCAAAAAAUGAAGUACAACUGCGAAUAAACAGUAGGCGACCCAAAAUGCGAAACA
Notodromas monacha is the source of this 2192-nucleotide messenger RNA. The record is from the annotation of a GenBank genome assembly. NCBI's taxonomy places the organism in Eukaryota, Metazoa, Arthropoda, Ostracoda, Podocopida, Cyprididae.